AUGCUAAACCAUUCGGAGCUGGCCCGACAGACAAGAUUUGCGCAUACAACUGUGCUGCACAUUCUGAAGGAAAGCCUGGGCAUGAGAAAAAUUGCGUUACGAUGGGUUCCACAUAAUUGGACUGAAAUGCAAAAAUGGCUACGAUACGAUGCUGCUCGAACCCGCCUGAAGCGCUAUGGGCGCGAAGGUGAGGCGUUUUUACGCCACAUCAUUACGCUGGAUGAGACUUGGGCCAGAUCUUAUCAGCUAAAACUGAAACAAAAAUCAAAAGAAUGGCGUCAUUACGGGCCACCACGAAGUUCGAAAUUUCUUCAGAACCCCAGCAAUGUGAAAGUUAUGCUAAUUCUCGUACCAGCUUUGAGACAAAAAUGGCUACACUUUCUACGGAACGUCCCUAUCAUUUUGCAUGACAAUGCUCGGCCGCAUGUAGCACAAGCUGUGUCUGAUUUGUUUGAUCAAUGGCGCUGGGAAGUACUUUAUCAUCCACCAUACUCCUCAGAUCUAAUCCCUUGUGACUUUGACUUGAUUCCUAAGAGGAAGGAAUCGUUUCGUGACAUUCGCUUUAAAACUGUUCCAGAGAUUCUUGCCGCAAUAGACCAUUCGAACUAUCAACAGAACAGGCGCUGUUACAGGUCUUCUGCGACUUCCACAUCGUUGGAAACAAGUUGUACACAAUGCUAUCGACGAGAUUGA
This is a messenger RNA of Argiope bruennichi, 693 nucleotides long. RefSeq names its product histone-lysine N-methyltransferase SETMAR-like. The record is from RefSeq and is a predicted model, not a curated record. The coding region runs from base 1 to 693 and encodes 230 amino acids. NCBI's taxonomy places the organism in Eukaryota, Metazoa, Arthropoda, Arachnida, Araneae, Araneidae. Gene Ontology annotation, molecular function: nucleic acid binding. The transcript has 2 exons.